UUGCACCUCGUCUCCCAUUCUUGGAGUCUUCACAAACAAGACACCAUAGAACGGGACAGUCUUCGGACAACAAACAGCACCGCCCAGCAUGGCUACCAACGAGCAUUAUGAUCUCUUGAUCUUGACAGACGCCACGGCGUCCAUGACCAGCUACCUACAAGCUCUCAAAAAAUCUCUACCCGACAUCAUUCGGCUAUCAGCUCUAACCGACUGCUUCGAUCGGAUUGGAGUCAUGGCCUACCGCGACUACUCUGCCUCCAUGUUGACAGAAUGGUCAGGAUGGUACUCGGCAAACUCCACGGCCGACGACACAAUCACACAGGGCCAGCUACUCCAAAAGGCCAGCCAUAUCAAGGCGGACUCUGGUCCUUACAACCUUGAUUGGCCCGAGGCUGCAAAGACCGGACUCGCUCGAGCUUACAGCAUCAUGCGUCCCGAGGCCACCACCAUCAUCAUCCUCUACGCUGAUGCUCCUCCCCACAUUCCUGGAACGACAACCAAGCACAGAAUUACCGAGAUUGAGAAUCUUUCUAAGCCUGAUGCCUACUACGGCUGUGGGAAGUACUUCACCGAUUGGAUCGCCGGCGCCAAGAUCCUUCGCGACGGCGAGAAAAAGGCCAAGGUCUUUUCCGUUAUCCAGGGCGGCAUCGGCGACACCGUAGCCCCCUUCACUUUUCUCUCACACAUCACGGGGGGAGUGAGCUUCAAGCUCGAUAACCGGCACCCCGAGGUCCCCACAUCGGUCGCUAUCUCAGAGUUGACCACCGGCAUCCUGAUGGCAUGGAUGGGUGUAGGGAAGCAAGGCGGCGCUGCAUCCGGCCAGCGUACCUACGCCAAAGCUUGUCAGUAUCGAACGGCCCUCAACAUCGAGGAUAUCAAAAGCGAAGAGGACGAGGCUGUCGAGUUGUACUUUUCCAUCACUAGACGCAUGGACAACACUGUCGAGCAUAACAUCGAGUCGACAUUGACUAAGCUUGAUGGACUGCGGACGGUCGUCGAAACUCGGAAAUCGCCUGUCUUGGACUUCUCAAAGAGAUACAAAGCCGACGAGUCCUACCGCAACUUCGUGGUUGACCAACUCGAAUCUUUGAUCACGGCUGAUGUUGCCACCAUUGCCAUCAACCCUGUGUUCGGUAGCCUAUGGCGAGCCGUCUGCAACGAUCGCGAAAACCCGGCUCGCGGCGGACUUAUCCAGGCGUUCGGGUCCUCUGUCGACCGCAUCCCCGAACCUGAAAAGAAGGCUCGGAUGAAGGGCUGGCUCGAAGAGUCCUACGACUACGCAGCUGAAAUCCUGGAAGCUAUCGAGAAGGUGCCUGAGCACCAGAGAUACCCCUGCGUGUUUUUCGAUCCCACUGAGCAGUUCCAGAGCUCCACAGACGACAACGACGAAGACGCAAACGCGGAUAAGCGUGCCAUUACAGAAUUUACACGAGAGGAACUCCUAGAGAUUGGUCGCUCCUGCGACAACCGUAUACUUCGGAGGCUCGGUAGGGUCCUUACACGGCUGACUUACGUGGCCCGCGAAGAGGACCUGCCAGCUCACAUUAGAGCCGAUUCCAACGUCGCUCGAAUUCCUAUGGCUCUCUCGUCUGCUGAGCAUCAGCGAAAGUUUUGGAAGGUUCUCUUACAUCUUAUACUUCCCGGGACCAUGCUGGCCGCUCGUCCAGCCGCCCUGCUCGCAGCCCUUGCCCUGCGCUUGGGCAUAUGGCCCCUCACAAGCACCGCAGACACGGAGCUCCUCACUUUCACCACGAAGUGGAACAACCUGGACGUCCCCGAGACCUGGAAUGCCAGCUGCCUCUCGCUGCUUCUAGAUGCUAACAAUGACUUUGAGAGACGGGUCGCUGAAGGCGUAACACAGCGUCCAUCUAAAGAAUCCUGCAUUCUCCUUCAUGGUGACCAACGUCUCUUUGAGACUCUGGUUGACUACAAGCUCCUCGAGUUGAACCUGAACACAAUCCUUCAGGCCAAAGUUGGAUGGCACCCCGACAAGUCUAAGGUGUCUCUUGGGCCCCUUGUCAUUUGCAAGAAAUGCGAAUUCCCCCGUUCGGUCACUAUCAUGGGGCCGGACAGCAUCUGUGGCCUCUGCCCUAAGAGCGACAAGUGUAACUGUAAGACCUGUCAGACUGCCCCGGAUCAAGAGGUCCGUCUCCGCAACAACGUGACUCACGACGAUACCGAGGAGACGGAAGCAACAUGGGUGGAGUGUUUCACGCCAACAUGCCGUGCUCAGUACGUCGUCUAUAACCCUCAGGCUUUGAACGUGAGAGCCAAAUGCUUCUACUGCCGACACCAUGGAUCCGACGCUGCAAAGGAAAAGAUCCCUCGCGAAGCUCCUUGCGUCGAAUGUUCCCAGUGUCGAAAUCGGGUCAUCUGGCCAGAGACAUACCGUCCUUCCGACCUUGAUCUUUCAGGCUUCAAGUGCCCCGCUUGUACAGCCAACAGAGUUACCGUCAUCGAUUACGAAACUUCGGCCAAGACGUUGAGCGGCGAGAACGGCGUCUCGUGGCUCCUGCGCAACGACAACUCGGCAAUCAAGGACCCCUUCAACGGCCGAUCUCUGUUCUACACCAUUUCUCAAGUAGAAGAAUCGAACCGGGAGUCGCUAGCAAAGAACGUUGAGAUUGUUCCAACAGUCCAGAAGCAAGCACAGCUCACGAUCCGUGGCAAGGCUGUCCACAACCAGGAUGAUAUUCUCGAAUCCCUUCGCAAGUGGGUGAAAUCUCGACGUACUGAGGCUGGAGUUUGCAGUCUGUGCUUCUCCAACAUCCGGAAAACUGAUCUUCGGAGGGCAUGUGGUCGCUCUGGUUGCCAUCAGCAGAUCUGCAACGGCUGUAUGAAGGAUUGGUACGGACUCAAUGCCCGUGGAAGGCUACUCAACCUCGCAGCUCUCUACUGCCCCUUCUGUCGCCGACAGCCAACCGUCAAGACCGUCUCUAGCUUUGGAAUAUCCCACAUCGGCGACUUGCAGACCGCGGCCACAGACAAGGAGUGGAUUUACAGAUGGUGCAGAGACUGCGGCUUUGCUCGGAAGUACGCCGAGCGGGUCUGCGCUGUCGGCGCACCCGAGGUCGCGGACUGGUCAUGCGAUGAGUGCAAGGAGAGCGCCCAAAGGUUGAAGGUUCGCAACUGCCCCGGCUGCGGUACAGCUACGGAGAAGCUGGGCGGAUGUGACCACAUUACUUGCACCGUCCCGGGGUGCAAUGCGCAUUGGUGCUUCGCAUGCGGUGAGAACGUUGGCGAAGCGGAUAUCUACGAUCAUAUGAGCGAUGCUCAUGGAGGUAUGUGGGGAGGUCAUGAUGACUAUGACUGUGAGGGCUGUGAUGCCUGUGAUGCCUGUGACGAGGGUGAGGGCAACGACAUUUGACAUUUGUGACCGUCGGCUUGACGACUAGUUCGAUUAUGGGCACCAGGUCAUAUAGAAUUUUACCGUCGCCCAGGGCGAUCUGGGCAAGACUCGUCCUGCUGUCAUCGGUAUAGACCUCGCAGACUCUCGUUCAGCCUACGCCCGUCGGGGUUUGGGUCUCUUGUUGCUCGUUUGUUUUGAUUCGGAGUAUGGAGUACAAAGAAUAGCAGGGGGUUUAAGAUGGGCGGAGCUUGAGAAGUGUGUUUCUGUUUCUGCCUCUGUUACUAGUCUCGUAGGGUAUCGGGUUCGUACUUAUUAAUGAAUGUCUUCUUACCCAGCCUUGAAGACUUUGAGUGAG
Molecule: messenger RNA, 3704 nt
Organism: Colletotrichum phormii
Lineage: Eukaryota; Fungi; Ascomycota; Sordariomycetes; Glomerellales; Glomerellaceae
Product: dihydroxyacid dehydratase
Exons: 1
Coding region: 89-3367 (1092 amino acids)
Source: RefSeq, a predicted model, not a curated record